UCUCUCCCAUUGGGGGGGCAAAAAAAAAAAAAAAAAUGACUGACAUUGAAGGAGAACCAGGAAGCUCCAUGCAUGGAGUCACAGGCAGAGAACAAACCUUCGCUCUCUCAGUUGCUUCCCCGAUGGUCCCGACAGACACGACCGUAAAGUUUGCUUUACCGGUCGAUUCCGAGCACAAAGCUAAGGUCUUCAAGCUUUUCUCCUUUGCUAAUCCCCACAUGAGGACCUUCCACCUCUCUUGGAUUUCCUUCUUCACCUGUUUCAUCUCCACCUUCGCGGCGGCGCCGCUUGUCCCCAUAAUCCGGGACAACCUCAACCUCACCAAAGGCGACAUCGGAAACGCUGGCGUAGCUUCGGUUUCCGGAAGCAUUUUCUCUAGGCUUGUGAUGGGUGCAGUUUGCGACCUGCUGGGUCCCAGAUAUGGAUGUGCUUUCCUAAUCAUGCUUUCUGCUCCGACGGUGUUUUGCAUGUCGUUCGUCUCUAACGCCGGCGGAUACAUCGCCGUCCGGUUCAUGAUUGGAUUCUCGCUUGCUACUUUCGUUUCUUGCCAAUAUUGGAUGAGCACCAUGUUCAAUAGCAAGAUUGUUGGUUUGGCAAAUGGAACUGCGGCUGGCUGGGGGAACAUGGGAGGAGGAGCUACUCAGCUUCUGAUGCCUGUGGUCUAUGAAAUCAUCAAACGUGCUGGUGCUACUCCUUUCACUGCUUGGAGGAUUGCCUUCUUCAUCCCUGGCUGGUUUCAUGUGAUUAUGGGAAUUCUUGUUCUUACUCUUGGCCAAGACUUGCCUGAUGGCAACCUUGGUGCACUACAAAAGAAGGGUGAUGUUGCCAAAGACAAGUUUUCCAAAGUGUUUUGGUAUGCAGUCACAAACUACAGGACAUGGAUCUUUGUCCUUCUCUAUGGAUAUUCCAUGGGUGUCGAAUUGUCCACCGAUAAUGUCAUUGCGGAGUAUUUCUAUGAUAGGUUUGAUCUUAAGCUUCACACUGCCGGCAUAAUUGCGGCUUCAUUCGGUAUGGCUAACAUCGCUGCUCGUCCUUUCGGCGGCUACGCUUCCGAUAGAGCGGGAAAAUACUUUGGCAUGAGAGGAAGACUCUGGACACUCUGGAUCCUCCAAACCCUAGGAGGAGUUUUCUGCAUCUGGCUCGGCCGUGCCAAUACGCUUCCCAUUGCCGUCUUAGCCAUGAUUCUUUUCUCCAUCGGAGCUCAAGCUGCCUGCGGAGCCACGUUCGGUAUCAUCCCCUUCAUCUCCCGGAGAUCGUUGGGGAUCAUAUCGGGCCUCACUGGCGCCGGAGGGAACUUCGGGUCGGGUUUGACUCAGUUGGUAUUCUUCUCGAGCUCGAAAUUCUCGACGGCGACGGGGUUGUCUUGGAUGGGGGUGAUGAUUGUUUGUUGCACUCUUCCUGUUUCUUUGGUUCAUUUCCCACAGUGGGGGAGUAUGUUCCUUCCGCCGUCGAAAGACGUCGAAAAAUCUACGGAAGAAUUCUAUUAUGGAUCUGAAUGGACCGAGGAAGAGAGACAAAAGGGUCUUCACCAGCAGAGUCUUAAGUUUGCUGAGAAUAGUAAGUCUGAGCGUGGACGACGUGUUGCUUCAGCUCCAACACCUCCAAAUACCACACCUUCACAUGUUUGAUUUCAUUAGUCCUUUUUCAAUGGAAGCUCAAAUAUAUAACAAGCUGCAAAGUAGAAACCAAUAACAUUGAAAGGGGAUGCCAAUAUACCAACCCUCAUAUAUAUAUAUAUAUAUAUAUAAACAGUCCUGAUCAUAUCAAAGUAUUAAAAAGUCAGGAUGCGAUAUAUAUGCAGUAGUGUGUGCUGACAUGUCUGCUUCAAAUGUUC
Molecule: messenger RNA, 1834 nt
Organism: Ziziphus jujuba (common jujube)
Lineage: Eukaryota; Viridiplantae; Streptophyta; Magnoliopsida; Rosales; Rhamnaceae
Product: high affinity nitrate transporter 2.4
Exons: 3
Coding region: 36-1628 (530 amino acids)
Biological process (GO): cellular response to nitrate; nitrate transmembrane transport
Cellular component (GO): plasma membrane; plant-type vacuole membrane
Molecular function (GO): nitrate transmembrane transporter activity
Source: RefSeq, a predicted model, not a curated record